Messenger RNA from Aspergillus puulaauensis, 594 nucleotides. RefSeq lists its product as uncharacterized. NCBI's taxonomy places the organism in Eukaryota, Fungi, Ascomycota, Eurotiomycetes, Eurotiales, Aspergillaceae. The transcript is spliced from 2 exons. The record is from RefSeq and is a predicted model, not a curated record. The coding region runs from base 1 to 594 and encodes 197 amino acids.
AUGGUGAGGGAUAACCCCCGAAUCACCAACCCUAGCCCAGUCCGUGACCUAGGUCUCGGUGCAAUGGACUACGAGCGCUGGGCCGCGUUACACAACGAGCUCCUAAGACGAGGGGCAGAAGGCAGCAGCCGCAAGAUGCCGUCGUCACCAAGAACAUAUUGGGAGGCAGCGGGCCCCCCGAGGAGGCCGCCGGUGGUUGAUUUCCUGAAAUGCGCCUAUGUUGAGUCCCCUCUUCUUGCUGAGCGCGGCGCGCUGCUCCAUUUCGUCGGGGAUCUAGCCGAACCGUCUACGAUGGUGGAUGUGUAUGUCGGGUGUGCGAACGAGGUGCCGACUGGGACGUUUAUUCGGCUGCACAGGCUCAGCAAGUUUCGGAAUGGCGGUAACGAGGGGACUUUGUUGAAUCAGAAUACCAUGGAGGCAAGCUUCAUCACAGACUAUAAUGAUACACCGGGUGUUUGCGCCCUUCCCUUCGCCUGGAUGCCGCUUGAAGUCAUUCUAGAGGCUUACCUUCGAUUGAUUGACGAGGGGAAAGUCGAGCGGUUACAGAUGAUAGGGCAGAUUACCUCGUGGACGAACUUGACAGGCCCUGGGUGA